Molecule: messenger RNA, 3621 nt
Organism: Monomorium pharaonis (pharaoh ant)
Lineage: Eukaryota; Metazoa; Arthropoda; Insecta; Hymenoptera; Formicidae
Product: protein apterous
Exons: 6
Coding region: 1042-2772 (576 amino acids)
Biological process (GO): regulation of transcription by RNA polymerase II; neuron differentiation
Cellular component (GO): nucleus
Molecular function (GO): RNA polymerase II transcription regulatory region sequence-specific DNA binding; DNA-binding transcription factor activity, RNA polymerase II-specific
Source: RefSeq, a predicted model, not a curated record
GCGUAUUUCAACAUGCACAAUUUAUGAUUACCCUAGAGGUUACGCCAAUGCGAGGCGCAGCGGCGCCGGCUUCCUUCUCCCUCGAUCUUCCUUCUGCCCUUCUCACAGCAGAAAAACCCGUUCGCCGGGAGUGAACGCUUCAUCAUAGCGCGCGAGAUGCAAAAGGGGUGGAACCUACAUAUCGCGCGACGAGUGGCGUGGGAGUGGUCUCGUGCGAGCUAAAGUCCGCCCCUUUUCGCGACGUUGCCGUUGAUCCAGGCCUCGUCGCCAGGCGGCGCUGCCAAACACCCGGGAUUGGACUCGGCCUUGCCGAGUACCCUCACUCCGUAUCGCGGCUCCGGCUCGUCGGAACCGUUCGGACUUACCUUGGCGCAGCAGAGUUGUCCCUCGUCUCGUGCGCAUCAAGCUCCGUUUGCCGUCGCGUCCGUUCUUUACGGAGCACAUGGUCCCGGAAGAUCACCCCUACACUAACAGGACGUUCCUCCUGGGAGUAAAGGAACAGUUACGAAUGGGUGAUCUUUUAUCAGUGUGACCAGUGAAGGAAUUGGUUCAGUGCGCGAACCCUCAAUUUGGUGUUCGUUUUCUCGUUGUUGCCGCCAGUGUACCGGGGCGAUAUGGAGUAUGGACCGCGACGUACGAAUUCUGGAUUGUCGAUGGUACGUCGAUGACAGUAGCAGACCUCAGUGUUAAUCUGUGAAGUGGGUGUUACUCGCGUAUGAAUUCGUGAACUGUCAUCGACUACGUUAAAGAAUCGCGAAAUGCACCUGUGAGGCUUUUCCCCUCGACUAUUCUUGAAGGUGUCGCGGAGGGCUUCAACCCCCCCACGUUAGUGUCGUGAUAUCGGGAGUGUUGCGGGGGGAGUAACAAGAGAAGAGAGGACGAGGGUGGACGACGCGGUAGAGGUGGAAGGAAGAGAGGACCGGAGCCACAGCGGACGCCAUCUCCGCGUUAUCGGCAAGCGGACCCCUCGGGACUCCCCCCCGAGUAACAUCGGCGUCGCGCACCCUCGGCGGGAACUACCCCGCGACAGCGGCCACCCUGAUGGGAGUGUAUGAGGAGCGCGCCCCUCCUACCACCGGCAUGCACUGGCAGCCGCCCAGCUCGCAGGAGCGUGGCAGCGGCCUGGCUGUGGGGCGCCAGGGGGGACCCGGUAGCACGGGGGGGCCCGGUGCGGUGGACCAGGCGCGGGAUCUGAGUCCUUGUCUUCCCGCGUCGAUGGGCGAUGCUGCACGACCUACCACUCUACCGUGCAGUCCUCCUGCCGCCCAUCACCACGGGUCCCAUCAUACGCCCCUGCAUCAGACCCACUGUGGCACCAAUAACAACUGUUACGACGGCUCGACCACCCCUUAUGAAUCGAGGGACUACGACUCACCUGGAGCGGGCGGACAGGACUACAGAGGCAGCGGUGGUAACUUCGAGAACGCCAAUGACCUAAGUAUGCCGUCGCAGACCGCGCACCACCACCACCACCACCACCACCAUCAUCAUCAUCAGCAUCAUCAUCCCCAUCCCCCGCAGUCGCACUCCCAGGAACAGCAAACCACGAUGGAACACUUGCACGCUAUCCCGAAGUUGGAGCCGCCGCCCACGCCACCCUCGCAAUCCGAGGAUGUUCCGGGGAACGUGGUCUGCGCGGGAUGCGGCCUCAAGAUAUCGGACAGGUUCUACCUCCAGGCCGUCGACAAGAGGUGGCAUGCCGCGUGCCUCCAGUGCUCGCACUGUCGCCAGGGUCUUGACGGGGAGGUCACUUGCUUCAGCAGGGACGGCAACAUCUAUUGCAAGAAGGAUUACUAUCGGAUGUUCGGCAGCAUGAAGCGGUGCGCGCGCUGCCAAGCGGCGAUCCUGGCGUCGGAACUGGUGAUGCGCGCGCGCGAGCUCGUCUUCCACGUGCGUUGCUUCUCGUGCGCGGCGUGCGCGGUGCUCUUGACGAAGGGCGAUCACUUCGGCAUGCGAGACGGCGCCGUGCUCUGUCGGCUGCACUACGAGAUGGGCGCCGAGCUGCACCCGGCGCAGAGCCCGCCAGUCCCGGUUUACCCGCCCGGACCGCACUACCCCGGCCAACCCUUCCCCUCGCCCGAGUACCUCCAUCAUCAUCAUCAUCAUCACCAUCAACACGCGCCACCGCACCCUCAUCACUCGAUGCAUCCCCAGCACCCGCACAGUCAUGUCAGCCCGGUGCCGUUGCAACCAUCCACGCCCUCCAUACCCGACGCCUCAUCGCCCCCGAAGGUGCCCUACUUCAAUGGCGCCGCCGCCGUGGUCCCGCCGCCCAGGCAGAAGGGCAGGCCUAGGAAGAGGAAGCCCAAGGAUCUUGAGACUAUGACCGCGAGUCUUGACUUAAACGCGGACUACAUAGACAUGCCCUUCGGCAGAGGGGGACCCGGGACCCCCGGUAUCCCCGGCUCCAACAGCAGGACGAAACGGAUGAGAACGAGCUUUAAGCAUCACCAGUUAAGGACGAUGAAGAGCUACUUCGCGAUCAAUCACAAUCCCGACGCGAAGGACCUGAAGCAGCUUUCUCAGAAGACUGGCUUGCCAAAAAGGGUGUUGCAGGUCUGGUUCCAGAACGCGCGGGCAAAAUGGCGGCGCAUGGUGCUGAAGCAGGAGGGCAAGUCCGACAAGUGCGACGGCGGGGUGGACGGCGGUAAUCUCGGCGACCUUGAGCUCUACGGAAACAGCACCGGAAGCGGCGGGCCGCCGAUGAGUCCGCCCUUCAUGCUCGGCGGUCCUCACAGUCCCGCGUCCCUGGCGUCCCUGGACUGCGCGUGAUCCUUGACGGGAUCCCAAUCCGUGCUCUCCGGCUAGCGUCCUUCCUGUCCUGCGACGGGAUACCGGACGUAUUUGGACGUACGCCCUUCCGGACGGUUUCUCACGUGAGUGAAAUCGCCCCCCUCCCACCCCUCGCGAGUGCGUGAAGAAACGAUAAGUUGAACGAAUAUAAUCGGCGAGCGUGUAAAAAGAAGAGAGGAAGAGAGCGUUUCCGCGAACGGAAACCUUUCGGGUUUACGGAUUAACGAGGAUCAAUCGAGGAAGACUCGAGAGGAAUGCAUUUUCGAGACCGACUUUCCCCCCUCGGUCGAGUUGUGCGGUUUCUUGUCAACGACAGACGAAACGGACGAAGAGUUCGUUUCUCGUCUCCCGCAAGCCGAAAAUCGGCACUUCUCGAGGAGCUUGCCUCGAAUCGAGACGAUGUAAAAUUCGAUGACCCGCCGACGGCGUGGAUCGGUUUAAUCGAUAGUAUCGUUGUAUUUAUUGUUUAUUAGCUCGAAUUGCGGCACUCCGGCUGCAUCGCACCGCGCCAGCGGAACACUAAUGUCGUUCGUGUUGGGCAAUGUAAUUAUAGUGAACGAGAUCUAUUUAUUCGCCUAAGUCUAAUUAAGAAUCGCGAACAUUACCAGUGCUGUGUGAAAGUUCGGCGUUUCGCGAGUCCUCGUCAAAGUGUCGUCGUUUCCUGAGCAAAAGGAUCAUCCCUCGACGAUCCUGCAUUCACGUUUGGAGAGCAUUGACUGUAUUGAUCAAUGAAUUAAUUUAUAUAUAUACUGUUUGCCAUUAUCUAGAUAAAGAAGUAACUUUAUCUACAUCUUUACUUAGAUUAUUGAAAUAAAUUAUCUUUACACA